Molecule: messenger RNA, 2081 nt
Organism: Tuber aestivum (summer truffle)
Lineage: Eukaryota; Fungi; Ascomycota; Pezizomycetes; Pezizales; Tuberaceae
Source: the annotation of a GenBank genome assembly
AUGUUCAUUCACAAGAUAUGGGGUACAUUGUGGACACUUGCAGAACUUGUUUCGAUAAGUAAGAGUGCCAGGGAGCCAUCACCUAGCGGCUCGCAGAGGUCAGGGGGGGUGGACUUGGAGAGUCAGUGGGUUGAGGGGGUAGAAGGAGCCGCGAGGAACGAGCACUCUUUGGAGCCACUCCUUGGUGCUAAAGCUGUUUCGGGGCCUGAUGCUCCGGUUUGGAUAGACGUCCGUGUCUCCGCAUACCAGCUUGCGGCGCAUGGUGUUGUGAAAACUCUUAAUGAGCUAUUCAAACCAGCCACUGGUAUUACCAGUCUUUUUGUGUCUGUCAGUAUGUUAUUAGGUUUAUAUCGGCUAACCCAUGAAACCGCAGAGGAGGGCGUGAUCCAAGACGAGCUCAAAUUGAUGAAGAAAAACGCAGAGCGAGCCUUUUUGGCAUACUGUCCAGGAAAAAUUAUAGAAAGGUUGGCAACCAAGCAUGAUGUUGUUACAAACGAAAACCUGGGAAUGAAGGAUGGUGGGGGGCACACGAGAAGGGAAUUAUUCAUCAUUCCGGAGAACUCGGUCAAAAUCAUGAAGGCUCACUAGUAGGUGUUCCUGCAACAAACCGAGUCCCAGGCCUGGAGGUGGACUAUAUGCUCUAACACUCGUCCGAAACCUAGCCCAAGGGCGUGGGCAAAGUCUGCAUUCGGUAUCACAGGAAUCGGUGCAGUAGUAUUAGUUGAUGAGAAAGCCAGGGAGAUUGUAGUGCCUGUUCGGGGCACCAUCGGCCUAAUGAAUUGGAUUACGGAUGCAGCUAUUCUUGUUGUUUCCGCGAGACACCUGUGUAAAGGUUGUUACAUGCACUCGGGCUUCUGGGUAGCAACACGCGAGAUCCAUAGAACCGUCAAGGCUGAGGUAAAGAGGUUACGGGCUUUGUCUGAGUAUAGGGACUUUACUCUUACUGUUACCGGGCAUUCUCUUGGUGGAGCAGUUGCAUACCUGCUGCGCGCACAGUUUGCGGUAGACAGAGAUUUCUGUGAGGGUUCCCGUGCCUCUGUUGCCCUGGUAGGUCACGAAAACAAAGCAUUGACACGUAUUCUUCUGAUGCCUGAGUUUUUAGGUUACCUUUGGUCAACCAAAAGCAGGAAAUAGGGAGUUGGCAACGUGGGUUGAGAAGUUGCCCGGAAAGUAUUUACGGGUGACCUAUUCUAGUAUGGAAUGUAUCACCUUGGACCGUGGGGAGUGGCUAAAAUUUGAAAUUUCCCAUAGACGACCUCGUCGUGAGCCUGCCCGCGUCAUUUGGGUGGAUGAGCUUGGGCACUGGCUACCACUACGUCCAUACUAGGAAUGAGUACCACAUUAACCCAAUCCCGAAUGUCAAGAUAUCCCGGUCGAUUCAUGGAAAACCACCCAUGUGAAAAAGAUGGUCGCGGAGGAGUGGUUCUACAACGGAGGCGCCCAUAGGGUUGGUUGCUAUGGGCUUCCUAUGCCAGCAAAGCUUUCUCCCAUCUCUUCACAUUCAUUAUACCUCUACCGAACCAACAUAUGCAGCACGAAGCCACCCAAGAAUAAGCAGCCCCGACCUCGCCUCUUGAAGAGGCAAAGCGCUCUACCUUUCAUGAGCUAUGGGCAGAGUUGGGUAUUGGCGAAUCUACUACCACCACUUAUGGCAGUGGAAUCAUCAGUGACGAUUGGGAAGCGUGGGAUAAGAUUAGGGCUCGUGCUAGCGCUGUUGGGGAUCCCCAAGGCCCGGGCCCUAUUUUGGAUAGAGAUUAACGUCGAGGGCGGCAGAGGUGCGAGCUGCAUUUUGGAGUUUUACGUUAAUGGCAUGCUGCCCGCCACCAUAUCUUUUCAUCAUUUCCUUUCCCGCUUUUCGUUCCAUUCUUCUUGGAGAGCCAGAAUCGGGGCGAGAGUAAUUGGAGCACCGUUAACCGUUUAGGCAUAGAACUGGUUUUAUUAGGGAAAAAACCCAUGUACUCGAGUAGAAACCCCCGUUCCCUUUUUUAUCUAUCCCUUUGCUUACUCCUUUCGUUCGCUCCUUCCUCACUGCCCGAGCAAGAUUUGUACAAUAUCUCAUAAUAUCACCACACUUUACCCCG